This is a messenger RNA of Amoebophrya sp. A120, 5201 nucleotides long. Lineage: Eukaryota; Dinophyceae; Syndiniales; Amoebophryaceae. The record is from the annotation of a GenBank genome assembly.
CCCAUAAGUGCGUAUUUCAAAGUAGCAUGCUUGAGAAGUGUAGUCGCUGUCCUCGUCAGUCUCAGUUCUUUAUCUCUGAAAAUGCUGAAUAAGAUGUGGCUCGCUCACUCUCCUUUUUUCCUGGUUCCUUUCGUUACGGUUUCAUUUCACCCGCUCUUUGCUCCUUUCGCCCUCGCGGAUCGCCCACUACCUGGCUCUUUCGGCCGCGGGCACCACCAGCAUGAUUUUGAUGAACUACAACGCUUGCAUAUUAAUCGGGGGACAAGAACGGGGAGCCCAUCAUCAAGAACUUCCGUUCUUCCCCUUCCUGAGCUCUUCCUCGGGCGCAACACGAAAUUCGUGCAGGAGCAGACAGAGGUGAUUCCGCAGGUGAAAGAGGAAGAUACCGCACCGCCAGUCGCAGCUCCACCGCAGCCAAUCGACGAUUGGGGCCGGGAAUUUUCCGCGUAUCAGUUUGCACCCUUUUCGGACAGCGGGAAUAGAUUUUCAUCUCAUCAUGCGGUCCAAAAGCCGGGAAGAAAUCCAUACGAAAAUAAUGCUGACCGAGGAACUACGCCGUCUCUGGACGAAGCGGUACAUUACACGUCGGUGCAGUAUGGCGUUCUCAACUGUUACAUUCUCAACCGUUACAUGAAUUUGUGAUGCAAGAAUGGCAAAAGUGAUAGGGGCGAUCUUGCGCGUCUUGCGUGACAGACUUGGCGCCGAUUAUCACCCUAUUUGGCCCUCUGAGAAUUUGUCAUGCGAAGCAACUUGAUGGUGUCGCUUCUGAAGGCAAUUUUGCAUGACAAACCAUGUAACAGUUGAGAAUGUAACGUUUGAGAACGCCAUAUGCAGCAGUAUGGCGUGCGAGGUGGGCCGAGGACCACAAAAGAAGGACAGCCGCAGCAGCCCGGAUGGCGACCGCACACGGGCACCACGACUACAGUAGAAGACCAUGAAGUAAACGCAGCUUCAUCAUCUUCGCGGCCUAUAAUUACGGGCGGAAGAACCGCAAGGAGGACCACACCGCAACUCAAUGUCAAUGUCAAUGCGGCACCUCCGCAAAAUAAACACCUCCCAAGAGCGAAUUUCAUGAUCACUCCGGAGCUGAUGAAUGCGAAGUCAAAUUCCGAAAUCCUCGACGCAGUAAAGGACUUCGACAUCCGAGUUGACCCGAUGGCGACCUUUUCCUACGAUUACACGCAAACGAUGUUUAAGAACAGGUUGCAACUACAGCAAUUGUUUAAGCGGAGGGAGAAAAUUUUGAAGAACAGCCUGCUCUUGAAGCCCGACUCGAGAUUCUUAAUUCUGGUAAACGACGAGCGGAUCAACGUGCCCAGCUUGUUUCUCGGAUUAUCCGGGAUAGAUGAUAGCAGUACAACUGGGCGGAUGAAUGCGAAUCACAACACACAGAAUAGAGCACGGUUCCGGGAGAUGAAGCGAUUGAACAAGGUAGAAUGGGAAGAGAAAGUGACUCCGCUGCAAAACGGGGCCGUAGUUCCAGGCAGGAAUAUCGCGCUUGUGGAUCAAAACGUCAGCGAAUUGUUUCCGACGUUGGACAGCAACAAUGUUGAUGAAAACAGUAAGAACUACCACGACGAACAAAUGUUGCAGCGGGUUGACAAGUUCGAAACCCCGUCGGCGAGGCGGUAUUUCAAGAAAUUCAUGCAGAAAAGGUCAGGUAGUUCCUCCUCCGGUGAGGAUAGUGGUGCUCUAGAAGCCGCGGACAUCACUGCUAGUACUAGCACAGUCCACAACGUUAUACCCCAAGCCAACAACCGCCGCGGCGGUCGCGUGGAUGACUACAUGCAGAACUUUCCGGAACACGCCCCCAACGAGCGCGGCAGGACGUUGGACUACUUGCGAACUAUGGAUUACAAGCAAACUUCCAAUCAGGACUACGAGGAAGAUCUGUGGAGCUUUUUCGCCGGCGGGGGAGGGGCUGGAUCAGGUUCAGGUAUAUGCAAGACAAAUUUCCCGUACAUGUACAAAAUGCAUGAGCAAUUUCCCUAACUUGCAGUGUCCAACUUGUCAUGCUAGACUAGGACUGAAGGCAAGUUUUGUCAUGCAGCGACUGCAUUUGUAGUUGUACAUGUGCGGGAAAUUAUUUCUUGUGGAUAAGCUAGUGCAUCCACUCUGGAAAACCUGGAUGAGGAGGAUUUUUACGAGAAUUUCUUCGACAAGAGUAAAGCGGAAAGGGUAAUAGGCAAAGUGUUGCCUGGAGCUGCUCCUGGCAAAAUGGCGUUUUCCGGUGCGGUGACCGAUCGAAGUGGAGUACGAGGACAACAGCAGCAGCAAGUAGAUCCUCGGCAGAUCGCAAUCCAACAAACCAUCGACAAUGUGGAAAGGCAAAUGGUCGAGAAACUCUUCACGAACGGCUUUGUGUUUGUUGGGACGUCUACCAGCGACAAUACCAAUGGUGCGUCGGCGCCUGCGACAGCACGCGCGGCUUCUAGCUCGAUGAACAACAAGAACCCUUAUUGCAAGAGCCAAAGAUUAGAAAUUUGCUACCAGUGCGGUGAAAUUCAGCAGAAGCUUGCUUUGAUCAAUCACGACCGGGAGCAGAAGUGGCAGAAGGCUGUGAACAGCUACAACGGGAACAACAAUAACCAGCAGCACAAGAUGAACCACGCCCAGACGAAUCAUGAUGGCAACUUCUACGGUCUCCGCGACUUGAAAUUUUUCGUUUUUGACCAAACAGAGACCCGCCGGACGAAGCUUUUAGUGUCGAAGGACAUGAUUAAGAACGGUGGUGAGGCGGUGGAUCGGGAACUAGCUCACUUUUACACGACUAACUCCGGCAGUUCCAGCUCGGAAGCAAACCAAUUGGCGUUUUCGAAGAAAUAUGCUGGGCAAAAGUAUCGUACUCGUAGUAAUCGCAAUCAUGCAUUACAAACUUCCAUCCCAAGGGAAAACAGCAUGACAAAUUCCAUUUGUCAUGCUGAGCGAAUUUGUCAUGCGAUUUCUACUAGUACGAUGCUUUUGCAAUGCAUAAGAAAGAAUUGCUCCUUUCCUUCCAGCCGGUGUUUGUGACCAGAAACAGCGAAAACUACCCGAACACGGUUUCCUACCGCUUAAAUCACAUUGGGUUCGGCACGCCUCCUAUGCAUUGCAAAAGCAUCGUACUAGUAUAAACUGCAUGACAAAUUUUGCCAAGAAGGAAAGUGGAGCUUGUAAUGCUGAUUUCCCUAAGAUAGAGGAUUUGUCAUUCAUCACUGCGAUUACUACGAGUGCGAUACUUUUGCACAGGAUACCUCCCGACACCUAUUUCAGCACUGCGAAGUUUCGGAGUUAUGACUCGGAGCUGACGAAACGGUUGGUGGAAAUGCAAUCGCAAAUGAAUCUGAAUGGCCAACAUCAAACUAGUAAAUACGGCGCACCACAAAAAUUCGAGUUCGAGUUUGAGAAAGGCGGUGGAUCUGGGGGUGUUCUAGCCGGGUACAGGCUCAGUUUCUCCUCAGUUUUUGUCAACCGGGAGACGGGAAUGAUGAUGUCGCCCUGGGUGCGAGAUUGCUUCCGGGCGAUAUGAAAUGCAAAAGCAUCGUACUAGUAGAAAUCGCAUGACAAAUUCCCUCAGCAUGAAAAAUGGAGUUUGUAAUGCGGAUUUAGGUUAAGAAGGAAAUUUGUAAUGCAUGACUGCGAUUACUACGAGUACGAUGCUUUUGCACAGCACAAGCGAACGGGCCGAACCAAAUGCAGCAAUCGAAUUUGGUGUUUGCUGGAGGACAUCAACAUGUGUUGAACAUCAAAAAUCCUGCAAGUCACGUUAUGCACCAGCCGGUAAUUUCUGUUACGAACCAACCAUCUGGUGGCUCGUCUGGUGCGCAGACCGCCCGAGUGGACUACAUCGCCUGGCGAGAACAUCAUAUGGGUGCAGCAGCAGCGGCAGGAGCCCAAGGUGCGCCGGUAGAACAAGCUUCCAUGUCCAGCCGCUACUACACCCCUCUAAUCCAGCCUGACGUCGCGCCGACAUCUAUCCCGUGCAAAAGUAUCGUACUCGUAUUCUUGCAAUCAUGCAUUACAAAUCUUUUCCCUAAGGUAAAGCAGCAUUGCAAAUUUUUUUUCUCAUGCUGAGGAAAUUUGUAAUGCAUUUAUACGAGUGCGAUACUUUUCCAGUUCAUAACAUCAGCCCUUCAGCAAAGGCACCAGAAACUCGAGCUCAACCCGCUGAACUGGCGGCAAGUCCCGGUCUACGUCAACGUCUACGACCUGGACCCUCCGAUGAACGAAGACGCGGCGGAGAAAAUCAAGAAUCUGAACUUUGUUUUUUCCAACAAAAUGCUGAAAUUCGGCGGCGUUUUCCACGCGGGGAUCGAGGUGCACAACCGAGAAUUUUCCUUCGGGUACACUCCCCACGGCACCGGGGUGGAGACCCACGCGCCGAAGAAGCAUAUGCACUGCAAAAGUAUCGUACUCGUAUAAAUGCAUUACAAAUUUCUUCAGCAUGAGAAAUGAAAUUUGUAAUGCGGAUUGGACUUGAGAAAGAAAUUUGUAUAUGCAUGAUUGCAAUUACUACGAGUACGAUACUUUUGCACAGGAUAAAGCACCACACCCACAAGUACCGCGAGUCGAUUUUUCUCGGCUACACGUACCUGUCGGUGGAAGAAUUGGGGAACAUCGUCGGGGCAAUGGAGCGGGCGUGGCAGGGCAAUUCGUACGACUUGCUGAGCCGCAACUGCUGCACGUUUUCCGACGAGUUUGCACAGGUUUUGUUAGGGAUGACAAGUAUGGCGAUCCCAAGUUGGAUUCACCGGUUCGCAAGGUGGGGUAACAGUCUGGCGCACAUGUUCAGUGGCAGGGAUGAAAAUGACGGCGCGCAUGUGGGGAAUAUGGGAAACGUCGGAAGGCAUGCGACGGGGCCGCUGUGAAGGGGCCUCGAGAGGGGUAUGGUUUAUGUGGAGGUAGUUUUUCUUCUUGCACAUUGUUGUGAAGAUGACAUUCUGACGCAGCUGAGAGCUUAAUCUCAUCUCAGUUCGGAGUUUCGAUGGAUACUUAAGUUUUUGCUCUGGUACUUGAAGUUGUAUCAAUGAACAAUAAAUAAGAAAAAUUUCGGUCUGCGAAUCGCAACUAAUUCACAAGACAAAUCAAUCUUUUUGUGCUCUGCAAUCUGUUUGUCUGUUAAAAUGCAAACUUGUUUCUGCUUGUCUGCCAAACGCAAUAAAGAUAGAAUUUCAAUCGUUUCAACAACAUUUUGGGUCCGUCACUUCAAACGCGUUAAUGAU